UAUCCUCUACCGCAAGAAAAAAACUAAAAAUUAAACAAAAUAAAUAACAAGAAACCCUCUUGACAGAAAUUAUUAUCAUAUAUUCAUAUGGUAUAAUAACAGAAUAACCGGGUUUCAAAGGCCUAUAAAUAUACAAGUGUCCCAAGCCCUUUUUUAAUUUGUCUAAAGACGACUACCUUACGGCCUUCUUAAACCUCUCAAAUCGGAAAAACUCCGGUGUAUUCAACUAUGUCUAUGGCUAGGUUUUCUGUCAUCAACAAGAAUCUUCUGCUUUUAAGAAAAUGCAGUAGACAAACAUAUGCGUCAAUUGCAAGUGAUGGUAUGAAAAUUCAAACUACAACUAGUUCUACAUUAAAGAACAAGGCAUCUGAAGCAAGCGAGAAAAUAGCUGAAAAUAAUAAUAAUAAUAUGCCGAAAAAAGAACAAGUAUAUUGGAUGAGAGAUCCUAGAAGUGGAAACUGGGUUCCAGAGACUCACUUUGAUGAAGUUGAUGUGGUUGAGCUUAGGCACAAACUCCUUUUCAACAAACAAGGAUAGCUCGAGCUUCGAGUUGCUUGUUUCAGCUCGUUUAUUACUCCUUCGUUCCAUAAUGAUGUUUCAAUUUCUAUU
This is a messenger RNA of Spinacia oleracea (spinach), 609 nucleotides long. RefSeq lists its product as uncharacterized. NCBI's taxonomy places the organism in Eukaryota, Viridiplantae, Streptophyta, Magnoliopsida, Caryophyllales, Amaranthaceae. The record is from RefSeq and is a predicted model, not a curated record. Bases 229 to 537 code for a protein of 102 amino acids. The transcript is spliced from 2 exons.